This is a messenger RNA of Camellia sinensis, 4842 nucleotides long. The record is from RefSeq and is a predicted model, not a curated record. NCBI's taxonomy places the organism in Eukaryota, Viridiplantae, Streptophyta, Magnoliopsida, Ericales, Theaceae.
AAUACCUACCAACAUUUUCUCCUCCACUUCCUCCGCCAAACAUCAACUACCAAUCUUCAGUCUCCGGAGGACUUUUCAUCAUAUUCCUUCACCCUCCGAUCCUCCUCCUUUCACAUCGACCUCCAAAAGUUAAAGUGGACAUUUUACUUUAGAUUACCAUUAUUGUUGCUGCAUUAUAAUAUUUGGAGAGGAAAGAAAUAAAUUGACUGGCAUCACAAAUGCGGAUUGGAAUGGAGCUUCAGGAACUAAAUCAGAAGUCAGGAUGAAAGAUAUACUCGAGUGCUUGAAUUCUUUCACAAGAUACAUUGUUGCUCAUACUUGGAACUUGUACCAUAAUCAAAUAAUUGAAAAAUCUGUUGACACACCUAUUUUAAUAUUAAGUAAUGUUGAGUGCUAAUAAGCAUGGAUGUGACAUGACGCGGACACUUAGACAUGUAAAUCUUUAAAAAAUGUAGGAUGCGACACAUGGGAGACAUGUGCAAAAUAUAUAAUUUUAUAUACGUAUUAUAUGUCAUAUAUUACGAUAAGUAAUUAUUAUAUGUCAUAUAUAUGAAUAUUUAGGUUAAAUAUAAUAAUUUUUAAAGUUUAAAAGAGGAAAAUAGGUAUAGAUUUACAUUGUUUUUGUUUUGUUAUUGCAUUUUAAGUUGAUUGUUCAAACUUGUAAUGUAUUUCAUGUGUGUCUAAGUAUUGGGAAGUGUUCGAAGAGUGUCGUGUCUUGUCGGUGACUCCGACAUGUUACUUCUUAAAGUGUCUAUGCUUCUUAGGUUGAGUGUCUCUAAGAGUCAUCUCAAGUAACUUCUAAGUUGAAUUAAUGUCUAAGUUGUUGAAUUGAGCCACACAAGAUAUUUAGUAGAGGUGGCAAACAAGCAGUUCGGGUGGGUUUGGGCAGGUUAAAAUGGGUUGUGUGAUAAAGCAAUCCAACCCAAGCCUAGCCAUUUAAUAAAUGGAUUUAAGCGGUUGGGUUGAAUUGGGUACGGGUUGGACAUAGCAACCUGACAAACCCAUUUAAUUUAUAGAACUCUUUUUCCAAUGGUGGUGGGGGUGAGUGAUGGUGAUGGCAGUGGGAUUGGCCGCCAUGGUGGUGGUAAAUUGUUUUAGGUCAUAGAAAUUUGUUCAGAACUCUUUGAUUUCUCUACGGUCAUUUUCAAAAUCAACUGAACUGUUGGUAUUUUUCUUUUGAAUCAAAUGCAUAAAAAAGGAAAGCAGCUAAAAAAUGUAUAAUUUUGUUUUUCAGUAACUUUUAAGGACUAAAUGAUUUUUAUUUAUCAAAAAAAAAAAAAAAGAAAAAAAAAAAGAACUAAAAGAUUUUAAAAUUAUUAUUAUGAAUUUAUCAACUCAUAUAGCAUCUCAUAGAAAUCCUGCCCUGGAUAAGUUCUGUACUAUCUCAUAACUCAAAUGUCUUUUCCCACUUAUUUAUUUUAUUUUAUAAUCAGUGACCUAUUUUUUUGGUUUCCUCAGUGCUGUGAAUGAAAAAUUUAGCGAGCUAUUUAUGAUAAUCAUGGAAGCAUCCGAAACAACUUUGCAAUAAUUGGUGUUGGUGGAGGUAGAGUAGCAACAGCAGUGGUGGUGAAGCGUGGAGUGGAGGUGGCUGUGGUGGUGGUGGAGGAAGUAAUACCCAUUUAAAUGGGUACCCAUGUCCAACCCAUUUAAACCCAAUUAAUUGGGUUCACUAGGAACAGCCCAAUUAAACCCAUUAUGAAUUUGGAUGGGCUUAUACAGGUUUUAAAUGGGUGUAAUUGGGCGGAUUGAUUUGUUUGGGUUGAGUUUGCCGCCUCCUAGUAUUUAAGAAAGAAAGCUAAAGGAGAAACCUUUUACAUUUUCUGCAUCAAAACUCAUCUCAAAUGCAUUAAAUGCAUCUGCAAAAUCAUGGAGGCCAUUUAUAUAACUGGUUUCUCAGGUUAUCUAGGUGAAGUGAACCCAUGCAGCUUCCAUAUUAAUGUACUGGCUACAGAGAUUUUUUUUGUGGAUAUAAACCUCUGUUUUAUUUACAAAAGAACAAAUUCUGGUUCAAGACAGGUACUAUUGCAUAAAUGUGGUCACCCAUUAUCUUGUACAGCAAUGUGGACAUAAUUGGAAAAGCAUACUGUGUUUGAUGAGACGCAUAUAAAAUAUGUUUUUGAAAAAUAAGUACCCCACAAUCUGCACAAGUCUCACUUUAGCACCCGCUGCUUAACUGUAGCAGUUACAUUUACUCCUCAUAGAAAUGCUCUUGUUCAUGUGACAAUUAAUACCAUUAGUUUUUUCCCCUUUUUCUAUUUUAAUUAAGAACACUCAAAAGCUUUAGAUAGUGUAAAGUGAUUUUGGUUUGCAACCUUGCUAGAGUAUCUUUAGCUGCAUAGCUUAAGGUACAGGGGAUUUUGAUACUAGAAAAUUGAAGAAUCAUUCACAUCAAAGUCUGCCUUGGUUGUGUGGGUUUAUUGAGAAAUGGUACUGGGACACAUUUGUAGCUGUACUAGUCGACAUUCAUUCACAUCGUGCUUGCUUUGUGUCAUCAUUGCAUCUUAUGAAGGGUCCCAGGAGAAAACAUUUGGAGGUAGCAAUAUGCUUAUGCUGUCAUCAAUUUCCUUGUACUUCUAUGUUUAGUUGGUUUCUGUUAUGCAGGUGCAGGUAUAUUGAUGGUAUAUCUUUCUUCUUUCUGCAUGUCACUUGUUUGAGACAUGUUCAAACAACCGUUGCCUUGAACUUACUAGACUGUGGGUUGUCAGCAUGAACAGGCACUUUUGAUUUCUCUGACCACCAGAAGAAGGAUUCUUAUUUUUGAAUCUUAUGUUCAAGAUUCAUAAUAUAUGAACAGGUGGUUCCUAUCCUGAUUCCAGAGCUUGUUUAGCAUCCUACAUUGAGGGAGCCAUGGAGCAUAGACACUUUCCCAACUCAUUCAGAACAGAGAUGGAACAAGGUCAUGACAGGAAUCAUUUAACUUCAGAACAGCCUUACAUUCAUAUGGGAAGGGCUGUUGCUCCAGAAAAUGGUUCUUUGGUUUAUCCAAUGGACAAUAUGUUAAGGGGAGGAGUGCACUGUGCUUCUCCAUGGAAUUCAGAAAGCAGAGCAAAUGAGUAUCCUUCUUCAAGUUUCAGCAUGGAAGUAUCACAUUUCCAACCAGCUUUUUCAGGCCCGUCUUAUGUUCCCUUCCCUCAGCCAUCAGCUGCUGGAAACUUGUAUCUGACCCCAGAGAAUAAUUCUGGCCAUGCACAUUCUAAUUACAACGACAGAUGCAAUAUUCAUGAAAAUGAGCAUGGUCUACUAGAUUCUGUAACAGGCAGUGUAAGGGUUCCAUUUAAAAGAAAAAGUCCAGGCAUUUCUGUAGCCUGUGAAAGAGGUAGCACAAGCAGAUUCUAUGGUGCAGGAAGUUCCUCUAGUUCUUCUGAGUUGCCACAGGAAAAACCAACCUCUAAUCAUCAAAACAUCCCUUUUGGUCAGAUUGGCUUACCUCAUUACGGUGGUGGUAGCCUCUCAAUUUCCGGUGAAGAUUCAUUAAGGAAUGUGAGAAGCCGAUCUAGACUUGAUUUGGAAGCUAACCCAAUGCAAACUCAUUUACCCAGCUAUUCUUCUCAUCAUUACAAUUCAACAACUCAUCCAUCAAAUUACCAUGGAGCGACAGACCUUACAAAUAUGAAUUCUGAUGGAACCACUCAACAGUGGAACUUCAAUACUCUGUCUCAUCCUGCUCAUGGAAUGAUUCAAACAUCAGCUGAAGGUACCAAUGGCUUGAGCAAUGAGAGCAACCAGCUUCUUGUGACAGGAAGUGGGACGCAGAUUGGUGGCUGCCACUCUGAUACUGUUUCAAGCAGAAAUCUUGUUUCGUCUUCGCACUAUCUUCAUGCUCCCCCCAUUCAGGGUGCAAGGGAAGGCCGUGCUAGUCAUUCACAGAGAUCAAUACCUUCAUAUAGGGCUGGUCCAAGCUACGCUCGGUCGGGACAUGAAGCAGCUCCUACAGAAAAUAGUCUGCGGUCAUUCUCAGAAACUUACGCUUCUGGGUAUUCGAGACCAUUUUCUGGAGGAUGGCGCAACAGCCACAGGAAUGGAAGACCGAGGAUAGCUAUUGAGAGAUUCCAAUCAAUUUCCAGUAUUGUGGAUUCCCAUGACAGAAUUGGAUCUGAGGAUCUCAUGAUGAUGGAUCACUCAUCCUUUUAUGCGAGUUCCCGGAAUUUGCUUGAUCAAUAUAGAGACAUGAGGCUAGAUAUUGACAACAUGAGUUAUGAGGAACUUCUUGCUCUAGGGGAAAGGAUGGGGAAUGUUAGUACUGGCUUGUCUGAAGAUAUGAUUUCAAGGUGUUUAACUGAAACACUGUAUUCUUCAGAUCAAGAUCGUGGAGAAGGAAGCUGUGCCAUCUGUAUCGAACAGUAUGCUAAUGAGGAGGAAAUUGGAACUAUGAAGAACUGUGGACACGAAUACCAUGUGAGAUGCAUUAGGGAGUGGUUGCUGGUGAAGAAAGUCUGCCCUAUCUGCAAGGCUCCUGCUCUAACAGAUUCUUUAAAGGAGGAAUAAAUCCACAUAGACUGACUUUUGAUUGAAGUCUUUUCUCGUUAUAUUCUUGUAUAUAUAUAUAUGGAAGCAUUUUCUCUAAAUAGGAAUUGUGCAAAUUAUAUAUAUAUUAAUGAACUCUGUUAAUAUCAUUGCAUUGCUUUCCUAUAGCAUUCAAAUUGAAUAGUUUGGCAACUUCAAUUCCGAAGAAGAAUGCCUCCUGCUUCGGUGAGGGUCCAAGACUGGCUUUUUGAAUGGCCAAAUUUGAAGAAGGUAAUAUAGAUCAAAUUACUUGUCUUAAAUUUUAUUAUUAUCAUUGUUGCUUACUAUAUGGAUACAAACCUUAAAAAGUGUAAUUUACAAAAACACUGGUUGUCCUAU